Messenger RNA from Didymosphaeria variabile, 483 nucleotides. RefSeq lists its product as uncharacterized. The transcript is spliced from 3 exons. The record is from RefSeq and is a predicted model, not a curated record. Lineage: Eukaryota; Fungi; Ascomycota; Dothideomycetes; Pleosporales; Didymosphaeriaceae. Bases 1 to 483 code for a protein of 160 amino acids.
AUGCCAGAUGCAAAAGGUGACGAAACUCUCGAGGCCAAGCCGGCUGAAAACGCGCAUACCGCAGAAGAGACGCGUGCCCCCAGCAUACCCAAGGGCUCUACUGAAGAGGCACGCCCGCCUUCCGCCCAACACGCUCAGCAAACUCCAGAAGUAGACAACCUCGAGUCCAGCGACAUUGAAGAGGAAGAGAGUGACGUCGAUCCUGCAGAUGAAAUUGAGGCUUUCGACUGGGAUGAGCUUCACGAGCGCUACCACCGGGCCAUAGGCACCGCGACGGAGCAAGAACAGGAGUUGCUGCACGAGUUCGCUCAGCUUAUGGAUUUCUUCAAGGUCUGGGCCGACGCUGGCGCCAACCAAGAGUCUGAUCGCACUUUCCUUCGCCUCCGCACACGCAUGACCUAUGUUCAGAACUCCGAGCAGAAGCUAGAAAAAACGCGGCAACACUGUAAGGUCCUGAUGCAGCCUUCUCUGUGCAUGAUUUAA